This is a messenger RNA of Blepharisma stoltei, 225 nucleotides long. Lineage: Eukaryota; Ciliophora; Heterotrichea; Heterotrichida; Blepharismidae. The record is from the annotation of a GenBank genome assembly.
AUGGAAAUAGAGUAUGAGUGCAAGUACCCUUGUGUGGAACGUGCUACGAAAAUUUCCAUAUUCUGCUGCAGAAUAGCCCUUUUUACAAGGGUUUUACUGCUACGACCCCUAGAUUCCACAAAUGAGUUUUGACCUCCAGCUGUUUCGCGAUCAGGGAUACAGCUGUUUGCUAGAGGGUUAUUGUGCCAAUUGCCUGGGUAUCACUUUUGAAAGAAAGUGCAGUAA